AUGAGGUCGGCUGAACAACAGCUUAGAGCUGCAGAAGUGCAGCCAGGGUUUGGCCUUGUUUUGCUCGAACUCUUGCGCUCGGGCAGUGUAGACACUUCUGCAAGGCAAGCUGGAGCAAUCUACUUCAAAAACUACAUUAAGCGCCAGUGGUGUGUGGAAGGUGCUGGUGGCGGUAUCUCAUCCUCUGAUCGACAGGCCAUCAAGCAGCACAUCCUUUCUUUAAUGCUGCAGGCGCCAAAACAGGUGCAGGUACAGCUCUCAGCUGGACUAGAGGAGAUUUCGAUCACCGACUACCCAGCUGAGUGGCAGUCACUGCUGCCAGAGAUGGUUCAGCACCUCAAAACCUCCCAGGACAUGUCCAUCUUGAAGGGAACCAUGCAGACUGCACAUACAGUCUUUCUGAAGUUCCGAGCCCAGGCGCGAUCGGAAGAUCUGCUCCGAGAGGUGAAGUACACCGUGACUGGGUUUCAAGAGACCCACCUAGCGGUCUUUACUGCCACGUGCACGCGGGUCUUGGGCGGGCUGCCGGCGGAUCAGUUAGUGACUCAUUUUGAGCUCCUCUUGGCAACCAUAGGAGCGUUCUUUUCUCUGAAUGUGAUCGACUUACCAGAGUUUUUUGAGGAUCACAGAGAGGAAUACUUCAGAGGUUUUCUAGAGUUGCUAAAGUUCCAGCACGAGGCUGUAGCUGGGCAAGGUCAGCAGGGGCUGCUCGAACAGGUCAAAGGUGCCAUUUGCGAGUGCUUUGUGCUGUACGCAGAGAAGUAUCAGGAAGAGUUCAUGCCUUUCCUACUUCCCUGUGUGAAGGAGGUUUGGACGCUGCUCGUUGGCCUGGAUCAGCAGGAGAAAAAUGAUCAGCUGGUUGCCAAAGGCAUUCACUUCUUAUCGUCCACUGCCGCCACUCAGUGGCCACAGUCACCCUUCGAGGAUCCCAACGUCUUGUCGGGCAUUUGCGAGAAGGUGGUUUUCCCCAAUGUCCUGCUGCGGGACUCGGAUGUGGAGCUGUUUGAGGAAAAUCCGCUCGAGUACGUGCGGCGCGACAUGGAAGCAGCUGACCAGGAGACGCGUCGGCGAAGCUCAAUGGACUUGGUCAAGGCCAUGGGAAAGGUGAAUGAAGCCAAGGUCACAGAGAUCCUCAUCGGAUACGUGAAGGCCUUGAUGGAGAAGGCAUCACAAGCUGCUGCUGGACAGGCAGAGCGCUACAAGGAUGCCUGCAUUUUUCUCUGCAUUGCCAUGGCAGUGCGGGAGCAGACCCACCGAGAGGGAGUCACUGCCACAAACCAGAAUGUCAACGUGCUGGAUUUCUUUAGUUCGCUGGUGGUUCCAGAGCUCACUUCUGAACCUCUGGCACAACGUCCGGUGCUUCGAGCCUCAUGUCUGAAGUUCGUGACCGUGUUCAGGAACCAGCUUCCUAGAGAACAAAUCAGCCAGCUUCUUCCUGCAAUCUGCAAACACAUCACUGCAGAAAGUGCAGUGGUGCACACCUAUGCUGCCAUUUGCAUCGAGAAGCUGCUCAGAGUGAAGGACAAGACCCCACAGGCCGACGAGUCCACAACACCCUGUACAGGUUGCAUCAGGGCCGAGGGCACCGAUGUGCCAAAUGCCAGAGGAGACUUGGAUGUAUCCCACCUGGCCUCUGUGUGGAGAUCUCUUCUGCCCACGGAGCGAGAGCAAGCUGAGAUGGAUUCGGUGCGUGUGGAGCGAAACGAGGGCGAAGGCCACAAUAACUAUUCAUCCUUCAACGGUGAAGGUCCUUUGGGACAGCUCACCUCGUUGGGAUAUAGACAAUGUCGUAGUGCUGGGGCGGAGUUGAGGCGCCGCUACCCUAUGGCCAGCAUCCGUGCCUUUAGUACUGCUUUGGAUCAGAGGCUCCUGUGCAAGUCCCUGCACCGAGAAGUCAGACGUUGCUCCCAAACUACGAUGGCACCUGCUGGCGCUAUGCCAAGCUGA
Molecule: messenger RNA, 1947 nt
Organism: Durusdinium trenchii
Lineage: Eukaryota; Dinophyceae; Suessiales; Symbiodiniaceae
Source: the annotation of a GenBank genome assembly